Rangifer tarandus platyrhynchus (Svalbard reindeer) is the source of this 1080-nucleotide messenger RNA. NCBI's taxonomy places the organism in Eukaryota, Metazoa, Chordata, Mammalia, Artiodactyla, Cervidae. The record is from the annotation of a GenBank genome assembly.
AUGUCGGUGAAUUACGCGGCGGGGCUUUCGCCGUAUGCGGACAAGGGCAAGUGCGGUCUCCCGGAGGUCUUCGACCCCCCUGAGGAGUUGGAGAAGAAGGUGUGGGAGCUGGCACAGCUCGUCUGGCAGUCCUCCAAUGUAGUGUUCCACACAGGCGCAGGCAUCAGCACUGCCUCAGGCAUCCCCGACUUCAGGGGCCCCCAUGGCGUCUGGACGAUGGAGGAGCGGGGCCUGGCCCCCAAGUUCGACACCACCUUCGAGAAUGCCCAGCCCACAAAGACCCACAUGGCGCUGGUGCAGCUGGAGCGCGUGGGCCUCCUGCGCUUCCUGGUCAGCCAGAACGUGGACGGACUGCACGUUCGCUCCGGCUUCCCCAGAGACAAGCUGGCAGAGCUCCACGGAAACAUGUUUGUAGAAGAAUGUGUCAAGUGUAAGACGCAGUAUGUCCGAGACACCGUGGUGGGCAGCAUGGGCCUGAAACCCACGGGCCGGCUCUGCACCAUGGCCAAGUCCAGGGGGCUGCGGGCCUGCAGGGGGGAGCUGAGAGACACCAUCCUGGAUUGGGAGGAUUCCCUACCUGACCGGGACCUCACCCUGGCCGACGAGGCCAGCAGGAAUGCAGACCUGUCCAUCACACUGGGCACCUCCCUGCAAAUCCGGCCCAGCGGGAACCUUCCCCUCGCCACCAAGCGCCGUGGAGGUCUCCUGGUCAUUGUCAACCUUCAGCCCACCAAGCAUGACCGCCACGCAGACCUGCGAAUCCACGGUUAUGUUGAUGAGGUCAUGACGCGGCUCAUGAAACACCUGGGCCUGGAGAUCCCGGCCUGGAACGGCCCCCACGUGGUGGAGAGGGCACUGCCGCCCCUGCCACGCCCACCUGCCCCCAAGCUGGAGCCCAAGGAGGAGGCCUCCACCCAGCUCGACAGCCCAGUGCCCGCCAGCCCCAAGCAGGAGCCCACAGCUGAGCCCUGCGCCCAGCACAAUGGUUCCGGACCAACCAACCCCAAAAGGGAGUGGCCGGACAGCCCUGCCCCUCGCAGGCCUCCCAAAAGAGUGAAAACCGAGGUGGUUCCUAGCUGA